Molecule: messenger RNA, 1733 nt
Organism: Macrosteles quadrilineatus (aster leafhopper)
Lineage: Eukaryota; Metazoa; Arthropoda; Insecta; Hemiptera; Cicadellidae
Exons: 6
Coding region: 327-1244 (305 amino acids)
Biological process (GO): lipid metabolic process
Cellular component (GO): membrane
Molecular function (GO): oxidoreductase activity, acting on the CH-CH group of donors
Source: RefSeq, a predicted model, not a curated record
UUGCGUAUUAUUAUUGCUCGUUGCAACAGUAAACUUACUAAUUCUGGUUAUCCCCUGAGUAUAUUUUGAUAGUUCUGUAAAUAACAUAAAAUUGUUUAGUUAUUAUUUUGUUAGGUGGUUGUACAGUAUCCACUUUACUCUGCGCUCAAUCAAUUUAUAUGGCUAUUGUUUUAGAAAUUGUCCUUAACAAUCUUGAUCAUACUAAGACUUCCAGCAAGUGUUUCAAAAGCUACUUACGAUAAAGAAAUUGUGGAUUUAGGCGUAGACCACAAUUUCUACAAGAUAUUCAGCAAUAAACGUGAUCCCUUGUAGAGGUAUUUGUAAAAAUGGUUGUUGAAAUCCUCGAUAAAUGGCAUCUUGGAAUAUGUGCUAUAGUGGUUGUUUUAAUGCAGUUGACAUUUUUCUCAAUAGCAGCUUACUUCCAGUUUGACAAACUUACUGAUUUUGCUGGUGGAACAAAUUUUAUAGUUGUAGCUUUGCUAUCAUUCUUCUUUGGACAAGCUCAUUUCAAGCCGAGUUACGAUAGUAGACAAUUGAUGGUGACUGCUUUUGUCUGUCUUUGGGGCGUGAGACUCUCUGGAUAUCUCCUGUAUCGAAUAUUACAAAUAGGUAGAGAUGCUAGAUUUGAUGACAGAAGAAGUAACAUUAUCAGAUUUGGAGUGUUUUGGACGUUUCAGGCAGUCUGGGUGUUUGUGGUGAGUUUGCCUGUUAUUUUCAUCAAUUCUCCUCACAACUCCAUCGCUCGAGGAGCUCCCAAAACUAUGACAACUCUCGAUUCUACGGGAACUGGGAUGUUUUUCACUGGUCUUCUCAUCGAAACAUAUGCCGAUCUGCAGAAGUUCUCUUUUCGACAAGAUCCAGCAAACAAAGGAAAAUGGUGCAAUGAUGGGCUCUGGUCAAUGUCAAGACACCCUAACUACUUUGGUGAGAUCUUACUGUGGUGGGGGAUCUUUGUUAUCUCUCUGAACGUCAUCGACGGACCGGAGUGGGCCGGAAUAGCCAGCCCGAUAUUUACAACCUUUAUCAUCCUCUUUGUAUCUGGGAUUCCUCUCUUGGAAAGAUCGUCAGAUCAGAAAUAUCGACACAUCCCCAAGUACCGGUUGUACAAGCAGUCCACCUCUCCGCUGAUUCCAAUACCGCCCGGUAUCUACAUGGAGGUGCCGUACUUCCUAAAGUUCCUGCUGUGUUUCGAGUUCCCCCUGUACAACUGGAUGGAAGAGAAGGAGGAGGUUACGCCGUCUUAGCAGCCAAGGUCUGCACCUGGCAGUGAGCUGAUACGCCUGUCCAACGCCAACACGCCACUGCUCUCGUGCACCUCUGUCUAACUCUAGCGCACAGAUUUGUCUCCUCCAGUCAGUGGAUAUGAAGAGUAUACAAUUUUACUUUAGUAAGAACUAUAGAAUUUGUUAGUUAUCAAGUUAUUUAGUCUUUAAGACUUUGGAUUUUGGUUACUGAGAGACUUAAAUCAGCCAGUCCACACUGGCAAAGACUCAUUUGAGUUAAAUGUUGAUUCUAGUAUGUAUAACACUAAAACAAAGAUUUGAGUUUCUGAACCAGUUUAUUUUUAGGAUUAAACAUUGUGGAGAUAGAAGUUUCAGAUGUCUUCCUUAAAAUAGCUCACGAUACCUAAAUGAAGUGAGGAGAAAGGAAGAAUAAGAAAAUUAACUUAUAUAUCAUUGUUCAAGCUUUGAGAAUGAUACAAAAAUAAGUAUUAUGUGAUUUCUAGUCAGACG